CUCAAACAUCCAUCGAUAAUGGCUGCUUCUUCUUCUCCUUCUUCUUCUUCUUCCUCGCCUUCUUCAACUCAAACUCCUCCACCUUCUUCACCGACGAUGCGAUCAAUUAAUAAUUUCGAACAUCUGAGAGACGUUCUGAUCGAUUUCGGAAGUUUAUGUAUGGGUGACCCUAAUCCAGAUGAUGCCGGUGUUCCUCCUCCUUCUGCGAAUUUCUCCGAACAGUUUCAGUGGCCACCGCCACCAUCACCGGAAUCUCCGACAACCCAAAAACUUCUGGAUUCUUCUAAAGGUGAAGGUUGGCCGGCGAAAAGCUUAAACCCCAGCGAUGACAAUGACAAUAUCUGGGCUCUCCCCCCCAAUUUCUACGACAAUGUCGGGAUCGGAAUUCCCCAAGAUACUGUUUUUGGCGUCCCUGGAAACCCUUCUUCAACCUAUUUCCGUUCAAUUCAGUCAAUCUACGGAAACCCAAACCCGUGUUAUGAUUAUUAUUAUCCUUCCAAGUUGCAAAAUUCGGGUUCUCUACCCGGUUACAAUGCUACUUCUUUUAUCGCGAAUCAGGGAUUGGAAAUUCCUGCCACAUAUUAUGCCCAAAGAAUGAUGAACUACAGUUUACCACCAGGUUUCAAUUUCCUCGAGACAGCUUUGAGUCCCACUCGUUCUGUUCAAUUGAAGAGAGCUCUGGAACAGGGGAGAUAUGUAAAAGAAACAUUGGCUCAGGUGAUUCCAUCAAUCUUGCUGUUGAUCGCUGAUCGUAAUGGGAGCCGUAUGUUCGACACGCUCCUGGAAAGAUGCGAAAGCUGUGAUCUUUAUGCAAUUAUAAUGCAAUUCAGUGUAGAGGGAAACGAUCCUUUCAAGGCAGCAUUAUCCUGCGAAACAGGUUCCAGGGCACUGCAGAGAUUAAUAAGAAAGCUGAAGAACACGGGGCUGGAAUCUGGACUUGCAUUGGUGCUGUCCCGGAUUGCUGAGGACCUCAUGAAACAUAAGAUUGCCUCCCAUGUAAUUCGUCAUUGCUUUUGUGUGUGGGGAGCUGAACAGAACAAGUUCUUAUACGAUUGUGUUCUUGACUGCUUCUUGUCAUUGGCCAUGGAUCCGAUCGGCUGCAUUAGCGUCAACGAUUGCAUCGAGCACAUUACCGGUUUGCGAAGAUCACACCUCCUGAAACUGGUUGUCAAGAACGCGAGCAGGCUGUCCCGUGAUCCGUCAGGGAACUUUGUGGUGCAGUAUGUGCUCAGCAUUCAAGAUGAGUUGCUAAAUGAGAGUAUCUGCCUUAGCCUUUCAGGGCAAUUUGUGGAGCUAGCUCAGAAGAAAGGAGGGAGUCACUUGGUGGAGAAAUGCCUGCUUUAUUCGGACUUUGGGCGAUCGCUCGUGUUGAAGGAGAUUUCCAGGAGUGAGAAAACGCUGUCAAUGCUGGCUAAACAUCAGUUUGGAAACUAUGUGAUUCAGAAGGCUUUGAAGGUCGCAAUGCUGUAUGACCAGAACAUGUAUCAAAGGCUUAUUAAAGUGAUCAAACACAGUUGCCCUAAACUUGUAGAGAAGUUUGAAGGAAAGUCUUAUCUGCAACAACAGCAGUAAAAAAAAGUGUUAGAGAUUGAAGAAUUUUGUGUACUUCCUUAGUGAUUCAGUAAAAUUCUGUUUACGGGGGAAGAGUUUAUGCAAUCUUUUAUGUUGAGUUCUUUGUGUCACUGUAAGUUCUUAAUCAAACGAUUUUGUUGUUCAUCAUUAUAUACAUAUUAGUUUCU
This is a messenger RNA of Oldenlandia corymbosa var. corymbosa, 1739 nucleotides long. Lineage: Eukaryota; Viridiplantae; Streptophyta; Magnoliopsida; Gentianales; Rubiaceae. The record is from the annotation of a GenBank genome assembly.